GCCACAGCUGCCUCCUGAGGAGUGGUCUUGGUAAGGAAGCGGUCGCCGCGCCCAGCUUUGUCGGAAGCACCUCUGCCCCCCUGCAGCCCUCGCACGGUAAUGACCAUGGACAAAAGUGAGCUGGUACAGAAAGCCAAACUCGCUGAGCAGGCUGAGCGCUAUGAUGAUAUGGCUGCGGCCAUGAAGGCGGUCACUGAACAGGGGCACGAACUCUCCAAUGAAGAGAGGAAUCUGCUCUCUGUUGCCUACAAGAAUGUGGUAGGUGCCCGUCGGUCCUCCUGGCGUGUCAUCUCCAGCAUUGAGCAGAAAACAGAGAGGAACGAAAAGAAGCAGCAGAUGGGCAAAGAAUAUCGGGAGAAGAUCGAGGCAGAGCUGCAGGACAUCUGCAAUGACGUUCUGGAGCUGUUGGACAAAUACCUUAUUCCCAAUGCUACCCAACCAGAAAGUAAGGUGUUCUACUUGAAAAUGAAAGGAGAUUAUUUUAGGUAUCUUUCUGAGGUGGCAUCUGGAGAUAAUAAACAAACCACUGUGUCGAACUCCCAGCAGGCUUACCAGGAAGCAUUUGAAAUUAGUAAGAAAGAAAUGCAGCCUACACACCCAAUUCGACUUGGCCUGGCACUUAAUUUCUCAGUCUUCUACUACGAGAUUCUGAACUCUCCUGAAAAGGCCUGCAGCCUGGCAAAAACGGCAUUUGAUGAAGCCAUCGCUGAAUUGGAUACACUGAAUGAAGAGUCUUACAAAGACAGCACACUGAUCAUGCAGUUACUUAGGGACAAUCUCACUCUAUGGACGUCGGAAAACCAGGGCGAUGAAGGAGAUGCUGGGGAGGGAGAAAACUAAUGUCUGUUGUGCUCUGUGAUCUGUUCAGUGUCACUCUGUACCCUCCACAUAUAUCCCUUUGUGUGAUAAAAAGAAAAAGAAAAAAAAAAUUCGUACAUCGACUUUUCGAUUUUUCACAGCCUCAGUCUAGCAAAAGUGGUCCAUGGGAUAAACAGUUGGUAUCAAUCUAAAACUCAGAUUGGUCACAUAAAUGCCACAGCAUUUUGAAGUUUUGAUUUCAAUUAACAUUGACAGGAUUACUGUGUUUAAUUUUUAAAAACUGAACACUGUGAUUAUGGAGUUUUGUAACUUAGCAGAACUCUUACUGGUAGAAAAAUAGACCUGAAUUAUGUGUAACUUUUUGGGAAAUUUAAUCUGAUCAAAAUAAUCGCUAAAACACAAUUCUGUUGUAAAGUUGUACAGAAAGUUAUAGAUUUUAUUGUGAUGCUGGGAUGUGGAGUGAGGCACCUACCAUUUGGCAUCCAAGAUUAAUGGUGAUUCACAGUAAUUCUUUUGUGGUUCAGGUUACAGACACUUGACCGGUUUGGGCUGUUGCCACUUUAAAGUUCAUAACCACAAACGUCUACAGUGUCUUCCUCUAAGGAAACUCAAAGCCUGAAAUUGAAAUUCUUUGUGGCAGAUAACUGGGUUUUGACAACCGUGAAAAGGUCCAGUGCUUUUCAUCCUGUCACUCAGCUCCCUUUCCUAUGGCAGUAGUUACUGAUUUGCAACUUGUGAAAACAGUGGGGUCUUUUUUUCUUAUCACCACUUACCUAAGGGAAGCACCCUGUGUUUGCUGGAUAACACCUUUAAAAAUAAUGCUCUAUAGAGAUCACCUCUCACUUGAAGAAUACUCAAGUGAGAGCGCUUUGGGUUUGUCCUAGCUUCGAGCAUUUCAAGUUUGAAAUUGAAACAUUCUUCCCCCUGUCCUUUCAGCUGUUAACUUUGGUUUCCUUUUCCUCUUUAUGUGCUGUUUCCUUACAACUUUUCUUUCAGAAUUUUCUUUGUCUUCUGUUCACUUUUUGUACUGUAUGGACA
Octodon degus (degu) is the source of this 1857-nucleotide messenger RNA. Its product is annotated as 14-3-3 protein beta/alpha. Gene Ontology annotation, biological process: signal transduction. Bases 100 to 840 code for a protein of 246 amino acids. The transcript has a single exon. The record is from RefSeq and is a predicted model, not a curated record. NCBI's taxonomy places the organism in Eukaryota, Metazoa, Chordata, Mammalia, Rodentia, Octodontidae. Gene Ontology annotation, cellular component: cytoplasm.